AUGCGGAACCUCUCCAAGACUCUCCUGGCUCUUCUGGCCGCUGCUGCCGCUGUGGCCUCGUCCACACCUGGCUCCAGCGAUGGGAUUGUUGUGCGGCAGCCACUGCCCGAGCUCACUCAGCCAAUUUACCUAAAGCCGAGGCACGGGGACGACGACAUGCCACAUAGUAGCACCAUGUCUCCAGCUUCCAACUCAACUUCUCAUGUGGUUUCUAGCCACUCGCAUGGCCACGGAGAGCCUAAACUUGUGCUGAACGAAACUGAAAUCCUCGAGAAGUUUGGGUCCGACCCCUUGUCUUACUAUGCCCACGACUUUCAACUAGAGGGCGAGAAAGGUCUUGGAGGAUUGAUGAUUUUCCAUAUUGUGCUUAUGAGUUUGGCAUUCUUUGUCGUCCUUCCCUGUGCAAUCGUUUUGCGCUCUUCGAAGCACAAAGCUCACGGACUUGUCAAUGGUAUAUUUCUCGCGAUGACUGCCCUUGGCUUCGUUUCCGGUGCCGCAUACAAGAAAUUGUCCCCUGACCUGUACGAGGGAUCCGUCCAUGGCAAGGUCGGCAAUGUGCUCCUGUUUAUCGUGAACGUACUUGGGGUCAUCGAUGCGCUUCCACUUAUUCGUCGGUUCUACGACUUUGUACGCGCAGGGCCAUCUGAAUGGACCCCAUCUCGACUUUGGUAUUUCGUCUUGCGUGGACAGGAAGAAGGACCGUCCCGACGAUGGAUUGAUGACAACGAAGAAGAAAUCAAACUAACGACUGAUCCCGAAGAGAUUCAAAACUCACCUGUCGAAGCAAGUGUUGAUUCUGAACAUGCACACCGUGUGCACGAACGAUUAUUGCGAUUCAACACAGCAUCUGCUUGGGUCAACCAGGGUGAUGAGUCUCCCAAUGGCCACCACCAACGCGAAUUUGGCCGCAUUCAUGGGCAUGGAUCACCUAUGUCUCGUCAUUCAAUUGGCUCAGAAGCCACGUUGCAUGAGCUUGGCUCUCCUUCUCAACCAUGGCCAUUAUUCUCGUCUCCCAAGGCUGGAAUGCACGAGGCAGGCGUACAGAAAGGCUGGAGAGGUCGUAUCCAGCGUGCUGGACACUGGACCUUCAACACUACGGAGCGUAUUAUGAUUCCCUUUGCCUGGGGUGUAACUAUGGUCGGAGGAUGCGUUUAUACUGGUAUCUGCCGAGGGAGCUAUCUUAAUGGAUGUUUGGCACAUUUUAUCAAGGGCUCAAUCUUCUUCUGGUACGGAAUGCUCACCUGGGGUCGUUACCUUGGUGCAUGGUCGGACCGUGGCUGGGCAUGGAACCGCACAGCGUCCAAUCGGGUUUCAGCUGAAAUGGUCGAAUCUUUCGUUAUCUUCCUUUACGGAGCAACGAACACAUGGAUGGAGCGCUUUGGUGCGAAACCUGGUGCUCCAUACAGCACCAAGGAGAUCCAGCAUAUCAGUAUUGCCGUCAUGUUUUGGUUUGCUGGCUUAGUUGGAAUGGCCCUUGAAUCUCGCACUAUCCGUCGCCUCCUGUCCAACGCAUCGAUAAUCGGCAACCCUCGUGCACGCAGCCACCCAUUGACAGAGCCCCCAAGUUAUAGUGGAAGCUUCAAUCCUUUCCCGGCAAUCGUUAUUGGUGUCACUGGUGCAGCCAUGAGCGCUCAUCACCAAAACUACGUUUUCCAGGUUAAGAUCCACGAAUUGUGGGGCAACCUUCUUGUUGCCUUUGCUGUGAUGCGCUGCUUUACAUAUUUCUUUGUAUGGCUUCGCCCCGCAAGGUCUAUCCUCCCUUCGAGGCCUCCGACCGAGGCGAUUUCGAGCUUUUUCUUGACCGCAGGAGGUCUAGCAUUCAUUUCUAGCUCGGAGCCAAUCACCUUUGCUGCUAUGCGUAACGGCCGUGAUGAUGUUAUGAUGUUCCUCAACGCCAUAAUUGCAUUGGUUUCCCUCGCAUAUGUGAUCAAUCUAUCGGUUCUUACGCUUAAAGGAUGGGCGAUCGCUCGUGGCGAGUUGGCUGUUGUCGCUUCAGAUGACGAAGAAUUGGCGUAG
Rhizoctonia solani is the source of this 2016-nucleotide messenger RNA. RefSeq lists its product as uncharacterized. The transcript has 6 exons. The record is from RefSeq and is a predicted model, not a curated record. Lineage: Eukaryota; Fungi; Basidiomycota; Agaricomycetes; Cantharellales; Ceratobasidiaceae. The coding region runs from base 1 to 2016 and encodes 671 amino acids.